ACGUCAUUCAAUUCCCUCCUAUAAAUAACAUGCUAAGUAUAUUUUCACUAUAAAACAAAUCAAGGUGGAAAAAAGAUUAGAAAAAACGAAAAUGAAAAUUGAGGAAAAUGAUUUAUCAAUGCCACAUGUUGUGGUAAUUCCCUACCCAAGCCAAGGCCACAUUAACCCACUCCUUCAAUUUGCUAAACGUUUAGCCUCUAAAGGCAUCAAAGCUACAUUAGCCACCACUAAACAAACCCUCUCUUCCAUUUCUACCCUCCAUAACAUCGCGGUCGAGCCGUUAUCGGACGGGUUCGAAGAUGGCGGCAAACCGGAAGCCGGGGCCGAGGACGUCUUCCUUAACUCGUUUAAGUCAAAUGGUUCUAAGUCCUUGGUAGGACUUAUCGAAAAAUAUCGAAACACGUCGUUUCCUGUGACUUGUGUGGUAUACGAUGCGUUUUUGCCGUGGGCUUUGGACGUGGCUAAGGAUUAUGGCUUACUUGGCGCCGCGUUUUUUACUAACUCGGCUACGGUUUGCUCCAUUUUUUGCUGUGUGGACCGUGGGUUAAUUGAGUUGCCAAUUAAGCCGGAUGCGGUUGGGUGUGCUUUGCCUAAAAUGCCCUUGUUUAAGGGUAAUGAUUUGCCUAGUUUUCUCAAGAAACCUGAAAGCUACCCCGCUUACUUGGCUAUGAAGUUGAGUCAAUUCUCUAAUGUGGACUUGGCUGAUUGGAUGUUUUGCAACUCUUUUGAAGAUUUAGAGUUGGAGGUUAUCGAAGGUGUAACAGAGAAAUGGCCGGCAAAAUUAAUCGGACCUAUGGUUCCAUCAUCCUACUUAGACGGAAGAAUUGAAGGAGACAAUGGUUACGGAGCAAGUUUGUGGAAACCAUUAAGCGAAAAGUGCAAAGAAUGGCUACAAAAUAAGCCAAGAAAAUCAGUAAUUUACAUAUCUUUUGGUAGCAUGGUUUCACUAACUCAAGAACAAGCCGAGGAAAUCGCAUAUGCAUUAAAAGAAAGCAACUAUUACUUCCUUUGGGUGGUUAGGGAGUCUCAAUUUAAUAAACUUCCAAAAGGGUUUCAAGAAGAAGUGUCGAGGACACAACGAGGAAUGAUAGUUACAUGGUGCAACCAACUCGAGGUUUUAGCACACGAGGCAACUGCUUGUUUCGUGACUCAUUGUGGGUGGAACUCAACACUCGAAGGGCUUAGCCUUGGGGUGCCAAUGGUGGGGGUCCCACAAUGGAGUGAUCAGUUGCCUGACGCGAAGUUUAUUGAGGAGGUUUGGGAGGUUGGAGUUUGGGCUAAGGAAGACGAUAAAGGAGUGGUUAGGAGAGAAAACUUAAGAGAAUGUUUGAAGGAAAUAAUGGAAGGGAAAAGGAGUGAAGAGAUAAGAGAGAACGCUUCCAAAUGGAGAGAGUUGUCUAAGAAAGCAGUUAGUCAUGGUGGGAGCUCAGACAUCAACAUUGAAGACUUUGUUCAACAUUUGAGGUGUACUAGUUCUACAACUACACCAAAUAAGCUUGAUUGAUGGAUUUAGGGUUGAUUUUCUUUAUAAUCAGUGGAAAAUAAAGCAUCAAUAUUAUUAGACAAUUUUGCCUAGCAUGGCUAGAUUUUACUAGGAAAAUGAUAGAAGUUGACUUGACUUGACAAAAGUAUAUUGUUGAGUGCACGAUGUACCUCUUCUAGUAAACUAUUCAAGACAAUGUUAAGGUUAACAUCUUAGACAACGACAUAAAUUAUACGAA
Spinacia oleracea (spinach) is the source of this 1721-nucleotide messenger RNA. RefSeq names its product UDP-glycosyltransferase 74B1. The transcript has 2 exons. The record is from RefSeq and is a predicted model, not a curated record. Gene Ontology annotation, molecular function: quercetin 7-O-glucosyltransferase activity; quercetin 3-O-glucosyltransferase activity. Bases 92 to 1504 code for a protein of 470 amino acids. NCBI's taxonomy places the organism in Eukaryota, Viridiplantae, Streptophyta, Magnoliopsida, Caryophyllales, Amaranthaceae.